Salvelinus fontinalis (brook trout) is the source of this 1359-nucleotide messenger RNA. Its product is annotated as natterin-3-like. The transcript has 2 exons. Bases 1 to 1212 code for a protein of 403 amino acids. The record is from RefSeq and is a predicted model, not a curated record. Lineage: Eukaryota; Metazoa; Chordata; Actinopteri; Salmoniformes; Salmonidae.
AUGAAGCUGUUUGUCUUGGUGGUCGUUUCCCUGCUGCACCUGGGGCUGUCCGGUGCCCAGGAUGCAGGCUCCCCUCCAGGCAGCCUGCAGGACAUAGUGAGGAAGAGCUCACUGAGACAGAAGGUGUCCCUGUUAAACCCAGUGCUGGGAGGAAAGGUCCCCCUACUGUCCAGUAAUGGUCCCAUCCAGGGUCCAAAAAACCCGCCUGAGUUUGAGGACGACCAACAGAAGCCUGCUCCAUUCAUGUUCGGGGACAAUGUCAACCUGCAGUGGCUGAGCUGGAAUGGUUCUCUCCCCACCGCAGCUAUGGGCAUCUACAACGGCUACACCGAACGCACCGACUACAUCUGCAAAUACAACUGCGAAGCCGGCUUUUACACUCCUAGCAAGGGCCCGUACUGCCAAUACCCCUACGGUGAGAGAGAGUACAAAGCCUCAGAGUUUGAGAUCCUGGCCAACAGAGACAACUUUGAGUUUGUUGAGUGGAAGGAGGACUCAUACGGCUCGGUGCCCAAAAACUCAGUUAGAACGUGCUCUGGAGUGGGCAUCUACGUUGGGAAGAACAAGUAUGGCUUGGGGAAGGUGGUCCCUCAGUUCAAGGCUUUCUUCUUGCCCUGGGAGGGCGAUGAGUACUGGUACAAGAGCUACCAGGUCCUGGCCAUCAACAGAGACGCCUACACCCAGCAUAUCUCCCACGUCAAGUAUGGCAUUGAUGAGGUGGAAAUGUUCCACUACCCCCCUGAGACCAUGCGCCUCUCCGGCGUCACCAACAACGAGUGCCAGACGGUAGUGAAGACGGUGACCAUCUCCAAGACGUCAGAGGUGGAGAGCACCUGGAACAUCGGACGCACCACCAUGCUGGGCAUCACCGCCGGCAUCACAGCCAAGAUCCCCCUGAUCGGCUCCGCAGGGGUUGAGUUCAGUGGGGAGAAGACCCUGCAGUUCAACAGGGGCACCACCAUGGUGGAAGCCCUCAGCCACUCUGUGUCGGUGGAGCUCAAGGUGCCACCCAACCACUCCUGUAACGUGCGCAUGGAGGGCCGUAAGAUCACCGCAGACAUCCCCUUCACAGCCAGGCUGAGCCGUACAUACCGCAACGGAGAGACCCAGUGGACCUCCAUCUCUGGGGUGUACGAUGGCAUUCAGAUCGGCGAGAUCCGGGCCGUGGUGGACCGCUGUGAGCCUGUCGUAGACUCCAAACCCUGUCCUUAAGACCAAACUGACUCAUUACUCUAAACCUAAUAAAUCUAUCUACACUCAUAAGUGUACAGUAUAUGUUCCAAUGUAUAUGGUCCGUAUUUCCUGUAACUUCCAAGGCUAUACCAACACUGAUUAAUGUGAUGUAAAUUUUGCACAAGU